This is a messenger RNA of Letharia lupina, 441 nucleotides long. RefSeq lists its product as uncharacterized. The transcript has a single exon. The coding region runs from base 1 to 441 and encodes 146 amino acids. The record is from RefSeq and is a predicted model, not a curated record. Lineage: Eukaryota; Fungi; Ascomycota; Lecanoromycetes; Lecanorales; Parmeliaceae.
AUGAAACAUGGCAACCGUAACGCUCCCAAAGCGAAACCCACAAUCGUGAUCGUCGCCGGCGCCUGGCACACCCCAAUCUACAUCGCCCCCCUUGCAACAGCACCCUCAUCGCAAUCCUAUCCCACUGUCCCUCUCGCCUUACCCACCUCUGGAAAUGCCAAUAGGGGUCUCAUUAACGAUGUCGCAAUGAUCACUUCUCGCUGGGAGGAUGUGAUUGGUGAACAGGGCAGAGAUGUAGUCUUAGUCGUGCAUUCGUACGGCGGCAUAUCCGGAAGUGCUGCCGCUGGGCCUUUCGUACGAUCCGUGAGGGAGAAGCAGGGAAAGGAUAGCAGUGUAGUUGCGAUACUGUCCAUGACUUCGCUAGCGAUUCCAAAAGACACUUUCUAUGCUGCGGGCGACCGGGGGGAAGCAUGCGUCGUUUGUGAUGGAGGAUUUGCCUAG